GGCCUGGCAGGCAGAGCAUGCCCGGUAUCACCGGGGACCAUGGGCAGCAUGAAAACCCCCGUGGAGCUGGCCGUCAGUGGGAUGCAGACCCUCCACCUUCAGCACCGUUGCCGGGGUGGCUAUCGGGUCAAGGCCAGGGCGUCCUACGUGGAUGAGACUUUGUUUGGCAGCCCUGCGGGUACCCGGCCCACACCACCAGACUUUGACCCACCUUGGGUGGAGAAGGCCAACAGAACCAGUCGAGUGGGCACAGGGACAUCACAGGCCUUGGGGGCCAACGGGAGCUGUGAGAACACCUCCUCCAGGGUCAGCACCCCGACCCUCACACCGAGGAAGAAGAACAAAUACAGACUGAUCAGCCACACUCCUUCUUACUGCGAUGAGUCGCUGUUUGGCUCCCGACCCGAGGGCACCAGCUGGGAGGGCCCGUGGAUGGCAAAGGGGGAUGCUGCAAAACUCCAUGCCCUCUUCUGGACACCCCCAGCCACCCCCAGGGGCAGCCAGUCGCCCCGCCCCAGGGACACCCCAUUGCGAGCCGUUCACCCAGCUGGUCCCUCGAAGCCAGAGCCCAAGGUGGCGGCAGAUACCCGGAAGUUGUCCGUGGACGGGUUAGACUCUCCACGCCCUCCGAGGCGAGAACGUUCCCAUUCCCUCACACACCUGAAUGUCCCCGGCACGGGUCGCCCACACACCAGUGCCUCCCACGCCAAUGGGCCUCGGGAUUCCAGGCCUUCCCCGUCGGGGGUGACCUUCCAGAGCCCCCUCGUGACUCCCAGGGCUCGCUCAGUCCGUGUUUCAGUGCCAGCCGCCCCUCAGCGAGGUGGGGCCACCCAGAAACCAAAGCCCCCUUGGAAAUGA
Messenger RNA from Puma concolor (puma), 858 nucleotides. RefSeq names its product RBPJ interacting and tubulin associated 1 (gene RITA1). NCBI's taxonomy places the organism in Eukaryota, Metazoa, Chordata, Mammalia, Carnivora, Felidae. The record is from RefSeq and is a predicted model, not a curated record. Gene Ontology annotation, cellular component: cytoplasm; nucleus. Gene Ontology annotation, biological process: Notch signaling pathway; negative regulation of Notch signaling pathway; nuclear export. Gene Ontology annotation, molecular function: tubulin binding.